AUGGAGGGUUCAUCUGAGUCUGGUUGGCAGAGGUCUGACAAUACAUCCCAUGAUUCUGGGUUCAUAUCAGGAAGAAAAGGGAGAGAAACACCAACUGAGUGGCUCCACCAUAGAACCGAGGUUGGGGAUCGGGUAGUGGUGGUGGCGAAGCCACUUGUUCCGGCCGUGGAAUGCAGUGAUAUUAGUUUAAGAGAGUGGUUAGAUAACCCAGAAAGAAAAGUGGAUUCUCUUGAAUGUUUGCACAUAUUUUCUCAAAUUGUGGAGGUUGUUAACCUAGCACAUUCUCAAGGAAUUGUUGUACACAAUGUGCGGCCUUCAUGUUUUGUUAUGUCAUCGUUUAACCACGUUUCCUUCAUUGAAUCUGCUUCUUGCUUGGAUUCGAGUUCUGGUUCCCUUCAGUAUGGUCAAAUGGCUGAGUUUAAAGGUUCAUCUUCACCUUUGCACCUUGAAUCAAACUCCCAAAAACAAGAAGCCUGUGGCAACGAACAGGUCGAAGAAAGAAAACAUUCUUUUCCCAUGAAAAAAAUAUUGCUCAUGGAAUCAAAUUGGUACAGCAGUCCAGAAGAGGCUGCUGAUGUUCAACCCUCUCGUGCUUCAGACGUUUAUCAACUUGGUGUCUUGCUCUUUGAGCUAUUCUGCACGUUUAGUUCACUGGAAGAGAAAAGCACAACAAUGGAUAGCCUCAGACAUCGAGUUCUCCCACCUCAGUUGCUUCUGAAGUGGCCAAAAGAAGCUUCAUUUUGCUUAUGGUUGCUGCAUCCUGAGCCGAGCGGCCGGCCAAAAAUUGGGUUUUACAGAACUUUAAGAUAG
Fraxinus pennsylvanica is the source of this 810-nucleotide messenger RNA. Lineage: Eukaryota; Viridiplantae; Streptophyta; Magnoliopsida; Lamiales; Oleaceae. The record is from the annotation of a GenBank genome assembly.